AAGGCUAGAUAUAAAAUUAAACAAAAAUAAUUUAAUAACAUUAAAUUACAUCAGCAGUUUAGUUCAGUUCUUACCAUCCAUACCAGAUGUGAUGCCGGCUACUCGGCAUCUCAUCGGGUAUGGGACUGACGCCCGGCGGCCGCUGCAGCCGGUCCGUAGCGAGCGGGGGCGGCAGGGGGAGGCAAGGAGGUGGGGGUCGCCCGGGCUUAUAGGACAGCGAGGAGUAUAACCACGCGAUAUUCAACCUUAUAUCUAUGCAUCCACAGUUCAUUUUGCUUUGGAGUAUGAAAUUUUGUUUACCACAUGGCAAGCGUGGUAUUUUCUACCGAUAAUUUCAACCUUAUUUCUAAUACGCAACAGUACAUUUUACACUGAGAUUGUUAAGCUUGUUUCUACGAUAUAAAUGGAGUAUUUUACGUGGCGAAUUUGAACCUUAUUAUUAGUAUUGUUUGAUUUGGCUGAAGAAACAAAAUAUUUGUGUAUCGAUUUUGUAUUAAGGUAUAGGUUUCAUAUCUAUGGGGCAGUUUCGUGUGUAGUAUUAAACGACAAUUAACUAAGCUUUUGUUAUGAUUGGUUUUGUAGGUACCAUUCAAAUUAAGUGUUGUUCUAAAAUAUUAAAAAAAAGCAAAACUAAAUACAAUUUGUGAAUGAACACUAAAAUGCGAAUGACAAUUAAUCUCGAAUAUUGUUUAUAUUUCUUUCAGAUCCAUUCUUAAGUUUAUUAUAAUUUUAUUCGGUAUCAAAUUAAAAGCUCUAGCAAUUAUUAAUUCUAUGUCUAGAUUUUGUAUUUCUCAUUAAGAAAUUCAUUUACUUUUUAAUUUCAGUCGACAAUUUAUCUCUGUUGCCUCUAUAACAACAAACUAUAAGAAAUUACGCUAGUUAGCGGUUGGUAUGAUACUCAAUUUAAUGGUUGAGUAUAUUUGGUCUUCUUUGGCCUAUUAAUAGGGAAUACUCAUUAUCGCGAGUCUGACCUGCACUUGGCUAGAUUUAAUUUCAUUUCUAUACCUUCAUGGCACAACAAAAGCUUCCCCUCUAUUCUCACAAUACAUUUACUUGCAUGAGAAAAAUGUGACAAACAUUACCAAAUUUAGGUUUAUUCAAAGCCUUAGCAAACAUUACUCCACGGCGGUACUAACAUCAAACCGCAGGCAAAGAGACUCUCAAAUGAGACAGUAAACAGGUAAGUAUCCUAGGUCUCCUAGUGCUGGUACUCUAGUGCCGGCACUAACGGUGUAAGGUACCGUGAAGGCUUGUAAUUAAGUUUGUCGUAGACUGAACAUACAACGGGAUCUGGCACUGUGUAGAUAUAACCGUAGAUUCAGUUAAUGCGGAGUUCGGAUGUAAAAAAAUGAAUCUUUGAAAUAACAUUUUACGUGACUAUGUUGAUCUACGAUAGUGUUUUACUGCUAUAAUAAUAUAAUAGUAAUUACGAAGUAAUAGUGCAACCUAAAGUGCAAAUACACAAACUUUGGUUAUGUGUCCAAGGACAAUAGAAUAUAGAAGCAGAAUACCCUCGACUUUUUUUACCUGUAAUUUCACCCAAGCCCAGCAAUUCGUUGCCUGUCUUACUUUAGAAUAACGUUAUCACCAAGUUAACCAUAUGUCUUAGCCUUCUGCAUAAUCUUGAACAGUGCCAAGAGAAUGCUGACACAAUAUGUACGCGAGCACUACUGCGACCGAGCGGGAUUUAUGCUCUUUCUACCUUCAAUCCAGCAUUAUUCACGAAACUAUCUACUAAAAUACUUCACCUGAAAACUGUAGCGAAAACUCAGCAAAGUCGAGUUUUUGUAACGUUCAACGAGCUAUUGUAAACACGUUCUGUUGUAGACUGGUACUUUGUGGGAACGAGACAGCGUCCUACACGGCCAAUAGCCGCCUCUCUUUCACAACUAAAAUAGUCUUAACUUAAGAGGUUGGUGUGAGGCCACUGAAGGACCUAGAUUAUGUAUCUAUUAUCAUUGUAUAGUAACGUAGAUUACUUUUAAUUGUAAAGGAACAAUUGCAUUGUCACGUUGAACGUCGCUCUAUUGUUUUUUACUACAAAGGUUUUUUUAUAAAACUACCACACCCUUUUCUCCGCAUGCAAUCAGAGCUAUCUUUUGAUCAACGCUCAUCUUUUAAAGAUUAGUUAGCAGUAGUUACAUAUUAGAAUUUAUAAACUUGUCAUUUACAUCACGAGAUUCUUAAUCUAUUUUAAUUAAUUAACCAUCCUCUGUUUUAAUUGAGUAUUAAUAUUAAUUAUUAUGUUAUUUCCCGUGAACUUAAAUAGUUAUAGCAUUGCUAAUCAUGUACUGUAAUUAGUUAAUUACAAAAUGUUAUUGCAACAUCUUAAUGUGGAGAAAGCUACGUUUCUGAAGACAUCCAGUUUCUCUUCGUUCAGAGUAUUCUACAAACAUGUCUCUUCAGUUGUAAAUGUGGAACCGGAACCAAAUGACAGAUAACUACAUAAACAUUUAGAUGUACUACACCAGUAUUGAGCAUGUUGUUGUCAACUUACGUUGUUCUAUAAUGUAAAUGAAAUUUUGUAUUUUUAAAAGGGUAACUUAGUAAAGUUCGCCAAGGGUAGUCUCUAUAAGAAAGACAUUUUGGAACGGCGAAACUAGACUCAAUGGCGUUUCAGAAGUAUCUGAGAACAUCCUACUUGUAAUAAAAGCUAUUUAUUUUGUUGAGCAAGAAAAACUUUGAAUAAUACGAGGCUAGAAAUAAAAUAGCCUCAAUUGUCCUAACUUUGAGCAAAGGCCUUCUUUGACAUGAAAUCUAAAUAAAUAAAGCAUGUUAUGAUUCCUUGCCGUAGUGAUUCAUUUUCGUUGAGUGCAUUCAGUAAUACGAAAAAAACUAGGCACUAAGAAAAAUCUUUCAAGCAAAUUAAUUAUGAAUUGAUCACCAAAUAUUGAUAAAGUAAAUAUUUUUAAGCGGCGCAAGAAAGUAAAUCGUCCAUGAGGAAAACUACAUACGAGUACGAUGAUAUUAGUAAAUACAAUCAAAACUGAACUUUAUUGUUCAAUAACACAGUCCACUUUGCCAUCAAUGAUGGAUAACGUAAACACAUUACAGACAGCUUAAAAGCAACCAUAUUCACUCGAAUUAAGGAUCAAUUUAAAGCAAAUAUGUAAAGUUAAUAACAUUGAGGUAUUUUUUAGCCGAACCACGUGUGAUCAAAUUCCAGCUAAAUGUUAUUUACAUAGACGUGUCAACGGUCUUGAUGACGUAAAUAUAGCCAAGAAAAACUUAAAAUAUAUGAUAGGUUACACAUAAACUUUACUUCUAAGAAUAACUAGCUAAGCAACUAGGUAAACGCAAAUACAAGCAAGAUUUUAACUGGUGAAAAUCCAGCAGGCUUUGGAUGUAAUCUAAGUUCCAAUCUUUCUGAAAGUUUGCUUUGUCACGACUAAAUCCAUACAGUUAUCUUUACCUCGUCAAUUUUUUAUCUAUUUCUACAUAAACUAUGUUACGAAUAUGAUUAAAAACUUAAGACUAGAAACUUCAAAUUGUUAGAAUAUCACAUACAAAUAACUGUAGCGAUGGCACUGAACAUAACAAAUUCCAUUGGAUAUCUAUCUGUUGAUGACUAACACCGCAAGCCCUUAAUUGUUCCCAGUAGUUGGCGUUCGUGAGAUAGAACGGUGUGAUAUAAACAUACACGAGGUCGCGUCGGCUGUAACCGUCUAAUUGAAUAAACAGUUUGAUUACACGGUCCAUUGCUUAAAUACUACGAAGCGAGAUGAAGAAAUCCAUGAGUUAUAUCGCACCUCGGACAAAAAUUAACAAAAUAUUGAAAUUUCGGAUGGGUUUAUUCAUUUACAAUGUUAAAGUUUUGAAAAAUAAAUAGCAGGUGCACUUGGAAAUCAUAUUCAUGAUAACAAGAAGUAUAAAAAGAAUCCAUGCAUAAUCGUAAGCAUUUUACGCAAAACCAGAGCACACUACCAGGAUUUCCAAAUUAGCGCAAAUUUGAUGAAUCGGAACCAAUUAGGGUUUUACAAAGACCAAUUCUAAUGUAUGAGAAUUCCCUAAACCUUACGCACCACCGCUGGGGUCAUUAAGGAAGCUAAUUAACAAAUUGUUAAUGUCUAAUGGUUCCGAUACUCACUGGUAUAUAAGAUAGUCAUAUUUAAUUUAUGAACAUUCAAUAAGUAUCGUCUGAACAGUGAUACAGUGACAAUGAAGGUUUUGGUGAGUUUAAUUCUAAUACCCAAUUGUGAAGUGUGAUUGAAAGACUAUAAGAUCCCUAUCAGUUCAUAGCAAAUGGAUAGAUUAACUAGCUGAAUAUAAAGAUCAAAAUGCGAAGCUGUAGAAUACACCUCCAAGCUUAUUCCUUCCAUUAUUACAAACAAUCUGAAUGAAUCCUGGCCAUUUUAACUAUUUUGUUCGUUUGCAGGCUGUUGUAGUCCUCGCCGCGGUGGCUGUUGUUCAAGCAGUACCAUACUUACCAUAUGGAGGUAAUAUAUUAAUUUAAGUACAACGUUUUUUUCAUUAAUGUUUCUUAAUUGGAAUUUUAAUAAUCUUGAACUAACCAACUGUAUUAUCUUUUUAGGUGGUAUGGGUUCCGGUGGCCUUGGUGCCGGAGGUAUGGGCGCUGGUGGUAUGGGCCCCGGUAGCCUUGGCGCUGGCGGUCUCGGAGCCGGUGGUCUGGGCGCUGGUGGUCUAGGCGCUGGUGGUUUAGGCGCUGGCGGUCUAGGCGCUGGCGGUCUAGGCGCUGGCGGUCUUGGCGUCGGUGGUAUGGGUCCCGGUGGUCUAGGCGCCGGUGGACUUGGCGCCGGUGGUAUGGGCGCAGGUGGUCUGGGUGCAGGCGGACUUGGCGUCGGUGGACUUGGCGCUGGUGGUAUGGGCGCAGGUGGUCUGGGUGCAGGCGGUCUUGGCGUCGGAGGUGUGGGCACCGGCGCCGGCUAUGUAGGAGGAAUGGGCGGUGGUGGCGGCUACAACAGCGGCAGCAACUAUGGCCAAGCCGGCUACACUGGUGGCAACAACGGCUAUGGCAGCAGCGGAUACGGAACCGGCGGUGCCAGUAACCAGUACAACAUGGGUCACCAAGAACAUGAUUUCAGCCAAACCACACACGAGCACACAUCGUCUGGUCACAACGUAGGAGGCUCCACGGCAGGAGGAAGCCAAGGUCAUCAAGCAGGAGGUUACAACAACUACGGAGCCGGCCAGCAGGGUUACGGCAACCAAUACAACCAUGGUAUGUCUUACCUAAGAGGUUGAGUCUUAAAAAGCAUUUUAGAAUUCAUCGGAAUAAAUACAAAAUCUUAUGGUU
Trichoplusia ni (cabbage looper) is the source of this 5254-nucleotide messenger RNA. Its product is annotated as acanthoscurrin-2-like. The transcript has 2 exons. The record is from RefSeq and is a predicted model, not a curated record. Lineage: Eukaryota; Metazoa; Arthropoda; Insecta; Lepidoptera; Noctuidae. Bases 4474 to 5202 code for a protein of 242 amino acids.